AUGAAACUCAGAGCUCUACUACGAGAUAAGGACGUGACGGAAGUGGCAGCAACGCUGGAAUUGAUUAAGCCAGGUGUCCGCGAGCUCAGCUCGUUUUUGACUUCGCAUGAAACAAAGAAGAAAGGUGACGGAAAAUCAAUCCAGUGGAUGUCGGACACGGAAUAUAUUUGCGAGGUUGUGCGCUUCCGACUACCGGAGUCCGUCGUUGAAGACGCUCUAGCUAAACUGAGAGGUGGUUUGGCAAAAGGGGAGGAGAUUGAGCUGGACAGUGAUGGAGGGGUGACACGCGAAACGGAAGGUUACGUGGCCGCCAUUGAGAAAGUUGGCAGAUUUACCCGGGUGCAGUUAGAAGCGAUGCAGUCGCUGUGGAAUUGGCAGGCUACAUGCCGGAAUGCGGUACUGUGUUGCACAUGGCUAAGCCAAGACGUGAAAGGUAUCUGUUGGCCAUACACACCGCUACAUGGCUUUGGCUUCGACCUGACCUACGCAGACCUUUUCUGCUUCAGAGACUCCGCUUGGCUGAACGACAACGCCUUGCGGGCUUUUACCGUGUUUCUGUCUACUUACAAGAACAACGUGACGGUGAUGGUUCCUCCUCUUAAGAAGGGUAAGAUGGGGAAGCACAUACUCGCACCAACGUCGCUGGACGAGGUUGCUAGUGGUAUUGAGGCGCAUGCUUUUGUAUUUAUGCCGGUCAAUUUUGGUGGAGUUCAUUGGGGAUGCAUCGUAGUGGACCGUGAAGCGCGGCUAGUGAAGACGUAUGACAGCAUGGGUGGGAAGAGAAACAAGAAACGGCUUAAGAAGAUGGCAAGCGAGCUCCUUGCAGGCCCCCUUGAGGAUGAAGCUUACAGCGACAUCGAAGUGACGGAGCCGAAGCAGACAGAUAGCGAUAGCUGUGGGGUGUUUGCUGAUGUGUCUCCCAGUGGCGUCACCAAGCUGCGUUGGGCAAUGCUGCACAAGAUCACCACGAUGAAGCGUAGCUAG
Molecule: messenger RNA, 984 nt
Organism: Phytophthora sojae
Lineage: Eukaryota; Oomycota; Peronosporomycetes; Peronosporales; Peronosporaceae
Exons: 3
Coding region: 1-984 (327 amino acids)
Biological process (GO): proteolysis
Molecular function (GO): cysteine-type peptidase activity
Source: RefSeq, a predicted model, not a curated record